Molecule: messenger RNA, 3147 nt
Organism: Syngnathoides biaculeatus (alligator pipefish)
Lineage: Eukaryota; Metazoa; Chordata; Actinopteri; Syngnathiformes; Syngnathidae
Gene: pdgfc
Product: platelet derived growth factor c
Exons: 6
Coding region: 424-1470 (348 amino acids)
Biological process (GO): positive regulation of protein autophosphorylation; positive regulation of ERK1 and ERK2 cascade; positive regulation of phosphatidylinositol 3-kinase/protein kinase B signal transduction
Cellular component (GO): membrane
Molecular function (GO): growth factor activity; platelet-derived growth factor receptor binding
Source: RefSeq, a predicted model, not a curated record
CACUCACAGACCGCGAAAGCCCACAACCACUUUUACGGACGACAGCGCAACUCCAAACUGAGCGGAUGACACUUUUUUUUUUUCCCCCCCACGCGGACUUUUUACUCAUGAACGCCACUUUAAUCCCUGGAUUAUUAAUUUUUCCCCCAUGUUGAUUUUUUUUUUCAAACUCCGAACACCUCGUGGUCUUGCUUCUUUAAAAAAAAAAAUAUAUAUAUAUAUAUAGAUUUAGUUUGGGUUUGAUUCUUUUCCUCCGCAAGUUUUUGCACCUCCCUCCGGGGCGGCUUGAUGGUGAAGAUUAUGCGGAUUCUCGCGCGCGUCCGUGCGCCGAAGUUGCACCGGUGCCCCUGCUGAUCCCCGAGCCUCCCGGUCCCCGGUCCCGGUCCCGGUCCCACCAGCACCAGCUACUCCCAACUCAUCCAAAUGAUCCCUCCAUCAUUCCUCAUCCUUCUCGCGUCGCUUCUGCAACCAGGUGGCUCGGAGGCUCAGUCAAGUCAUGUCAGCAAGUUUCUCCCCCCAGGCGGCAAGGAGCAAAACGGAGUGCAGGAGUCCCAUCAGGAGAAGGUGAUCUCGGUGGCCGGAGAGGGGACGAUCCACAGCCCGGAUUUCCCUCGCACUUAUCCCAGGAAUAUUGUGUUGGUGUGGAGACUGGUGGCGGAGAGCAACGUGAGGAUCCAGCUCACUUUCGAUGACAGGUUCGGCCUGGAAGACCCGGAGGACGGAAUAUGCAAGUAUGACUUUGUGGAACUGGAGGAUCCCAGCGACGGGAGCACCCUGGGCCGCUGGUGCGGAUGGCAGGCCCCCCCCGCGGUCCUCCACUCCAAAAGCAGCGAAGUCCGCGUCCGUUUCGUCUCGGACGAGUACUUCCCGUCCGAGCCGGGCUUCCUCAUCCGCUACACUACGCAGCCUGCGGUACCUGCGGAAGCCGAGCCUCCGACCCAGCAGGACCUCCAGGAACUGUCGGCCGCCGUGUCGGGCCUGAGGACGGUGGAGGAGGUCAUGCAGUACCUGGAGCCCGAGCGCUGGCGGCUGGACAUGGACGACCUGUACAAACCCACGUGGCAAGUGCUCGGCAAGUCCUUCAUCCAGAACAAAAAGGCCGCAGGAGGGGCCGACCUCAACGCGCUGUGGGAGGAAUCCCAGUUGUACAGCUGCACGCCACGCAACCUGUCCGUGUCCCUGCGCGAGGAGCUCAAACGGACCGACGUGAUUUUCUGGCCCAGCUGCCUCCUGGUGAGGCGCUGCGGCGGCAACUGCGCCUGCUGCGCCCACCGCUGCUACGACUGCCGGUGCCAGCCCGUCCGGGUCGCCAGCAAAUUCCACGAGGUUCUGCUGCUGAAGCACCGCAGCGGAGGCCGAGGUCUGCAGAAGUCCAUGACCGACGUGGCCUUGGAGCACCACGAGGAGUGCGCGUGCGCGUGCAAGGACGGCGAUAACGCCGACAAUAGCGCGCCGCUCGGACACGUUUAACGCCAGAUUGGACGAAGUUAAAUUAAAAAAAGAAAAAAAAAAACAAGAUUGGGACGGAUUCCAUCUUCGGAAUGUCGCGGAGUAAAUACGGAGACUACAAAUUCCGCCGGAGUCUAUCUUGAGUGCGAGAAGACAAUUUGAGAUAAGGAGCUGCCUAUUCUUCGGCUUUUUUCGGGGGGCGCUGAUCGUGUCACGGAAUAUGGGAUCCUCUUUUGUCGGAGUGCUUUUGUGAUACGCGCCCCUCGGAAAGUCAUGUCGGACCGCGGAGGCCGUUUCCGUUCUUUUUGCUGUACACUGAAAUCAUUUGCGUUUGGCACAAAAACAACCCCAAUACCCUGCGGUUUUUACAACAUACAUUUGUCGAAAUCACGACAACCCCCCCCCCCCCCCCAAACUGCUACGGUACGGUAUGAUAUGUUAUCAUUUAUAUCCGGCAGGUUGAACAUACAACGGACCCUCUGCUUCCUCUUUCCCCACCCCUCGACUCCCCCCCCCCCCCCCAUCCAAUCAGGACUCACAUUUCGUUACAUACACGCUGGCAAAAUCGGAAAUGACAAAACUGAUUUAGAAUCUGCCCAACACAUGUGCAGUUGUGUGGCAAUAUUCACUUUGAGAAUGACUAAACUCAAUAGGGUUUAUGUCUGGGGAUCAACUUGGCCAGUCUUUCCCUUUCCCUUCUUGCUUUGUUGUUAUGCUGAUGUGUUUGGCGUAAGAAUGUCACUUAUAACUCUCUAAUUAGCAAACUUUUUUCUUUGCAUAUCGUCAAAUUUCCUUUAAAUGUCAGGAUAUCAUUUUGAGGCUCUUUUGCCCACCCGAGUACCAAAUACAGAACAAAUGAAAUACUGCAAAUUCCAGCCGACAGAGCGCACCUGGUUAUAAGCCUCACCCGGUACAUUUGUAAAGGAAAUACUAUUUGGUACAUAGAUAAGCCGCACCUGUGAAAAGCUGCAAGUACACACAUUGAAACACGAGAUAUUUACAAAGGAAGACGGUACGGAGAAAGAGUUUUCAAAGUUUUGAUACCUUAGCUUAGCCUAACAUAGCAAGAAGAUAGUAGCAUGAACAGGGCUGGUAAAAAAAAAAAACAUACCGGUUAAAAAAAAAAAACAAAAACACGGUAGCAACAUGGUAGCACCGCACUAAGAGGGCUGGUUAAAAAAAUAUAUGUCAUACCUAAAUCACUGAGAUGCGGCAGUAACACAGCAGCAACAUGCUAGCACGACGAUAACACUAGCGCGGAGUUAACACGGCUGGUAAAAAAAAAAAAAAACAUACCGGUAAAAAUUCCGGAGACACGACAGUAACAUAGCAGCAACACGCUAGCGUGGCGCUAACAGGGCCAGUAAAAAAAAAAAAAAAAAAAAUCAUAGAGGUAAAACUCACUUCCUCGGCACAUAUAUUCCACCGCUCUCACUCUUAACCGUUUCCGCUUGAGUUGAGUUGCGGCCGUUAGAAAAAAAUGCACAAAUUAGCUGCAUUCACUGCAUAAGCCGCAGGGUUGAACGCUUAACAAAGUAAGAAAAAAAAUAUUGUAUAAACUCUUUCUCAUCAUUCCGGUAUUUAGCGCAAAGACAUAAUUUUGGUCAUCUUAAUUGACCUAAAACAGGAAAGCUUUGGUCUGAUUGCAUCAAACAGUGACAAUACAUAUAUAUAUACACACACACACACACCCACACA